CCAGAAUGCUCGGCCGAGCUCAAGGCUCUCGUACGGCAGCAUGAGUCUCGCAAAAACACAUGGGAAGCUGAGCGUGCUUCCAGCGACAAAUUCACCAAACAAGCCAUUGCGGAAAAGGAUCUGGAACUGAAGAACCUCAAACUCGACAAGGACUUUGAAGCCGACGGGCGUCGUCGCUGGCAAGAUCGCGCGACCCUUGUGGAGAGCAAAAUCGUGCGCGCCCAGCACCUUCUUAUCCUCGUUGACGGAAACAACCAUUUCUUCAAAGAUACCUUUUUGCGCGCUGGCGCCGCUGGGGUCAAAGAUGCUGUCCCACCAUUCCUCGACCAAGUCCGACAAUUUGCCCGGGACCAGCACAAGCAUGACUUGCUCGAGAACACCAUCCCAAUUGUGCACGUUUUCUCUGAUAUUGACCGACUAUCCCAAGACCUGCAAAGUGCCGGCGCCUUACCUGAUCCGAGCUCUCUACUCGACUUCUGUCAGGAGUUGUGCAAAGCUCAGCCUUAUUUCACCAUCAGUGACUGUAGUAUGGAUCCUCAGGCCGCGGCCAUGAAGGUUGAAAAAUUCUACGAACUCUACGUUGAGAACUGCCACUGUCGGCACAUCUUUCUAGCCCUUGGUCCCGAUUCUGCAUACUAUAAGACUUUGCAGAUGUACAAUGACGACCCUUACACGAAAGGCAAGACUUCUCUAGUUCGCCCAGAUCAAGGCUUUGCUGGAGUCGAUCUUUCCUAUCACACCGUGGAGUUCUCAACUCUCUGCAGUAUCCCUCCAUCUACUAAUGGCGGUGCUAAAGAGAAUAAUUCUCACGUCGAACGGCAGCCUGUCUCUGCUCAUCGUUACCCCUCGGGAGCAUCGGCCCUCACACCAUUGGUCGAUCUUCAUAUACCUGAUAGCUCGCACCAGCGGCAUGAUGUAACGGAAACCAAUGGGGAUUUCCAAGCUCAGGAGGUUGUCAAAGUCGCGCCAACAACACAUUCUUCGUCAAGUUCCAACAAUGCCAUGGAGCAGACCUGGGAAACCAAGUUUAGUGAGCACGGUUAUACGCCUCAGCCAAUCUUGGGAGACUGGGGUGAAGAGGUUGAUACGCAUCCACCCUCCUUCCAGCGACCAAACACGAACGGAAGAGGGAGCCCUGGAGCGAGAGGCAGGUACACUGGGCCCUCUAAUAACUCUUGGAGGAGGCCCGAGAUCUCAAGCAACGGCUCGGGCACGCUUAGGAGGACGCCAGCUCAUUUCCAUGGUUCUUGGGAUGAAUUAAUCCCAGGUGAAGAACCUAAGCCGGGGGCGUCUCAUCAAAAGAAUCAAUCAAUGACUUCCUCAAAAACCUCGAACGAAAUGCCACCUGCGAGCAGAUUGACAGCUGCGUCUUUCAGGCGGCAAAUGGUCGAAGUUGACGAACCCAACCCAACAGCCCGUCCCAUUUGGUCGCCUGUGGCAGUGAACAAGUCCAACCAACGCAUUGACUUGAAUAUCCCAAAGCCCUCUCCAAGAGAUACACAAAAUUUCAGUAUUCGUACUCAGCAGCAGAAACUGUGCAACGAUUUUCACCUCCAUGGAAGUUGCGACAAUCCCCGCUGUCUGUACGAUCAUGAGCCUGUAGAUGAUGGAGUCUAUCUGGCGCUUCGGAUCAAGGCUCGAGGAAUUCCGUGUGCCGCUGGCCCUGAUUGUCGAAAGCACAAUUGCUACGCGGGUCAUCACUGCCCGAAUGUGGGCAAUCUGACCAGCUGUGGCAGAAUGAAAUGUCCAUUCAAGGUUCUGGGGAUGCAUGAUGUGAAGGACCUCAUAGUUGCGGAUACAAUC
Exophiala aquamarina CBS 119918 is the source of this 1803-nucleotide messenger RNA. RefSeq lists its product as uncharacterized. Gene Ontology annotation, molecular function: metal ion binding. The record is from RefSeq and is a predicted model, not a curated record. Lineage: Eukaryota; Fungi; Ascomycota; Eurotiomycetes; Chaetothyriales; Herpotrichiellaceae. The annotation marks the transcript as partial. The transcript is spliced from 4 exons.